Molecule: messenger RNA, 1865 nt
Organism: Linum tenue
Lineage: Eukaryota; Viridiplantae; Streptophyta; Magnoliopsida; Malpighiales; Linaceae
Source: the annotation of a GenBank genome assembly
UCAACCCUCCGCCAUCAGUGGCCGUUAAAUCUGAACAGUCUUUCACUUUCAGUCAGUCAGAUCUUCUUCCCCCAAAUUCCCAAGUCAAACCAACUCAAACAACAACAAUGUCGGCCCGCUUCCUCCUCCUCCUCGCCCUCACCGCCUUCCUCCUCGCCUCCAAUCCGGCUUCAGCUUCCUCCUCCUCCUCCGCCACCGACGUCGACGACGAGGACCUCAGCUUCCUCGAAGACGACGACGACACCGGCGCCGAUCACACCGCCCAGCACUACCCCGAUUCCGACCACUUCGACGACGAAGACGAAGACUUCGCCGGCGAAGGAGGAGGCGAAUUCGAGAACUACGACGAUCUCGACGACGGCGGCGACUCCGAUCCCGACGCUUACAACAAGGCUCCCGAGGUCGACGAGAAGGACGUCGUCGUUUUGACCGACGGCAAUUUCAGCGAUUUCGUCAAGGACCGGAGGUUCGUGCUCGUGGAAUUCUACGCUCCCUGGUGCGGCCACUGCCAGUCGCUGGCGCCCGAGUACGCGGCGGCGGCCACGGAGCUGAAGGGGGAAAAAGAUGUGGCGCUGGCGAAGGUGGACGCCACGGAGGAGAGCGAGCUGUCUCAGGAGCACGAUGUGCAAGGGUUUCCCACUCUGUAUUUCUUCGUCGACGGGGUUCGCAAGCCUUACCCUGGCCAGAGGACCAAAGAGGCUAUUGUUACGUGGAUUAAGAAGAAGAUUGGACCUGGAAUCUCCAAUGUCACCACAUUGGAUGAUGCGGAGCGGAUUUUGACUUCCGAGAAUAAAGUCGCCUUGGGUUACCUUAACUCCUUAGUGGGUCCUGAGAGUGAAGAGCUAGCUGCUGCUUCAAGGCUUGAAGAUGAUGUUAACUUCUAUCAAACGGUUAACCCGGAUGUCGCCAAGCUUUUCCAUCUCGAUGCUAAAGCUAAACGUCCUGCCUUGGUCAUGAUUAAGAAGGAGGACGAGAAAUUAAGUUAUUUUGAUGGGAAUUUCUCCAGGUCUAGCAUAGCCGAGUUUGUAUUCGCGAACAAGCUUCCUCUGGUUACCAUUUUCACCAGGGAAAAUGCUCCAGCAGUUUUCGAGAGCGAAAUCAAGAAGCAGCUAAUUUUGUUUGCCAAUAAAAAAGACACGGAGAAAGCGCUCGCACCAUUCCAAGAAGCUGCUAAACUGUUCAAGGGAAAGCUCAUUUGUGUAUAUGUCGAUAUGGAAAAUGAAGAUGUUGGGAAGCCUGUCUCUGACUAUUUUGGUAUCACAACUUCCCCCAAGCUUAUUGGAUACACUGGUAAUGAAGAUACAAAGAAAUUCAUAUUCGACAAGGAAAUUACUGUGGAUAAUAUUAAGGCUUUUGGACAGGACUUCAUUGAUGACAAGCUCAAACCAUUUUUCAAGUCUGACCCAAUUCCAGAAAAUAAUGAUGGAGAUGUCAAAAUAGUGGUUGGGGAUAACUUCGAUGAAAUCGUUUUGGACGAGUCAAAAGAUGUUUUCCUUGAGAUCUAUGCACCUUGGUGUGGUCAUUGCCAAGCUUUGGAGCCAACCUACAACAAACUUGCUAAACAUUUGCGUGGCAUCGACUCAAUCGUCAUAGCCAAGAUGGACGGAACAACGAACGAACAUCCCAGGGCAAAGUCUGAUGGUUUCCCCACGCUUCUUUUCUUCCCUGCCGGAAACAAGAGCUUCGAUCCGAUAACUGUAGACACAGACAGAACUGUGGUAGCGUUUUACAAGUUCAUCAAGAAACACGCAUCGAUCCCCUUCAAGCUUCAGAAGCCAGCUUCUACAACGAAGCCAGCAUCCGAAUCCGAGACUGAAGUUCAGGAAACCAGCAGCAGCACAAAGGACGCGAAGGACGAAUUGUGA